UGACGGCGUCGCACUACAUUUCCCGAAACGCUUUGCGCGGCAGCCGAGAAGACCGGCUACGCUGUCGCUCCUUCUCCUGUGGUAAAAGGAAAAGUGUCUAGCUGGGGCGUGCGCUCUCUCUGUCUCCUUCCCCGUGCACAACAAGAGCGGCGUGUGGGCUGAGAGGAAUAGGAGGAGGAAGAGCAGCAACACCAGAAGAACAGCGAGCGCUGAGGAGGCUGAGGUGAGCGCGGCGCAUCCGGCCGGCCGCCUGCCCGCCCGCCCGCCCGUCUGGCAGGCUCUUUCCCAGCGUCGGUGGCAACCUCGGGGAGAAGGAGGCAUCCCCCGGUGCUCCGGGCUGCCCUGAGGCGGCGAGGGGCGCCCUCCGCCCCGGGGCGAGCGGGGAGAGGGUUCUGCAGCAUGAGCAUCAGCAGAGUUGCCCGGAGAACUGCAGCGGAAGCGGCGGCGCAGCUCCUGCUGGCGGCGGCCACCGUGGGCUGCCUCUGGUGCGCGGCAGAGGCCCAGUUAACAGGAGUGCUUGAUGACUGCUUAUGCGACAUAGAAAGCAUUGAUGACUUCAACAAUGUUAAGAUCUUCCCCCAAAUACAGAAACUUCUAGAACGGGACUAUUUCAGAUACUACAAGGUUAAUCUGAAGAGACCAUGUCCUUUUUGGGCUGAUGAUGGCCAUUGUUCUAUCAGAGAUUGCCAUGUAGAGCCUUGUCCGGAGAGUAAAGUACCAGUUGGAAUUAAAGCUGGGAGUGCUAACAAAUAUUCAAAGAAAGGAAACCAUACCAAAGAACUUGAAGACUGUGAACAAGCUAACAAACUGGGAGCAAUUAAUAGUACAUUAAGCAACCAAAGUAAAGAGGCUUUCAUUGACUGGGCUAGAUAUGAUGAUUCACAGGACCAUUUUUGUGAACCGGAUGAUGAGAGAUCUCCUGAUGCUCAGUAUGUGGAUUUGCUACUGAAUCCAGAGCGUUACACUGGAUACAAAGGGCCCUCUGCAUGGAGAGUAUGGAACAGUAUCUAUGAAGAAAAUUGCUUCAAGCCACGAUCAGUGUAUCGUCCACUAAACCCUCUGGCACCCAGCAAGGGAGAGGAUGAUGGAGAAUCUUUCUAUACAUGGCUAGAAGGUCUCUGUCUUGAGAAACGUGUAUUCUAUAAGCUCAUUUCUGGACUUCAUGCUAGUAUCAACAUACAUCUUUGUGCAAAUUAUCUACUUGAAGAAACUUGGGGGAGACCUCGUUGGGGAUCCAAUGUCAAAGAAUUUAUCCAUCGCUUUGACUCCAGUGAAACAAAAAGUGAAGGUCCAAGAAGGCUAAAAAAUUUAUAUUUCUUAUAUUUGGUGGAACUACGUGCAUUGUCAAAAGUUGCACCGUACUUCGAGCGUUCAAUUGUAGAUCUUUACACUGGAAAUUCCCAAGAGGAUACAGAGACAAAGUCCCUCUUGUUAGAAAUCUUCAGGGACACAAAGUCGUUCCCUAUGCACUUUGAUGAAAAAUCCAUGUUUGCUGGAGACAAAAAAGGGGCAAAAUCUUUAAAGGAAGAAUUCAGGUUACAUUUCAAGAACAUAUCCCGCAUAAUGGACUGUGUUGGAUGUGAUAAGUGCAGGUUAUGGGGCAAAUUGCAGACUCAAGGUUUAGGAACUGCUUUGAAGAUCUUAUUCUCGGAAAAGGAAAUAAAAAACCUUCCUGAGAACAGCCCAUCAAAAGGUUUUCAACUUACACGACAAGAAAUAGUUGCUCUUCUAAAUGCAUUUGGAAGGCUUUCCACAAGUAUACGAGAACUGCAGAAUUUCAAAGCUUUAUUACAAAAGAGAAGUUAACGAAGGCUUUUCUACUUAGUGGUGGAAGCAACCAUUCAUCUGACAUUGGGAAAAACAAAAUCAGUCUUUAUACAAACUGUUCUAAAGGUGGGGGGGGAUAUAAUACCAACUUGAAUAUUUAAGGUAGGAAAGAUUAGUCAUUGGACAAAAUAUUUAAGUAUGAAGUACCUAACUUUAAACAUGUAAAUUAUGUUCAUCCUUCCACUGUUCAGUGUGUUUAUCUUUGUACAUCUCUUGAACCAUCAUUUGUUAUGAACUUUUAUUAUUUUGUCUAUUCAGAGACUCUUGCUUUACAUCAAACUGCACUUAUUAAGUCAGGUAAUAUGGAAAGCCUUGCAGUGUUGCUCAAAAAUAGCUGGUGGUCAUAUUUUUAACAUUUAUAUGUAUCUGAAGGACCAGGUGCUGUUAAAAGAUUUUCUGUGUUUUGAUGUCUGUUAACAGUAGCUGAAAUGGCCAGUAAACUUUUACUAAAAUAAGCCCCUUGGCACCCAGGGGAGACCAGCAUUCUUUGAUCACAUUUUGUUUUAUUUUUGUACUUGCUUCCCUUCCCCCUCCUUAAUUUUCUGUUUCUCUAUAUCACCGUUGCCUUCUCUGUGAGGAGACAAGACUGGGUUAACAGUACUCCAGAGUCCCUCAAUUCCUGUUAUGCGUGUCCACUGAAGGGGCCUUUAGAGUGAAGUGCUGCUAGCUUGAAAUGCUUUGCUCAAGCCUGCUGUUGGCUCUUUACCAUGUAGCCAAAACUUUCUCAAUUUCUAGAGAGCUAAGAAAAUUUUAAUUAUACCACUUGCAGUCUUUCAAAAUUGAGACUCUUUCUCCCUGUUCUGGUAAGCCCUGUAAUAUUUUUGUGAGACUAAAAGCAAAAAACUCCUAAACAAACACUUUUAAAAAUAGUGUCAGUUCUCGGAAUUCAGUACUGCAUAUCCUGCCUAUGCAAUCUCACAUUUGUACCUUACGAAAAGAUACACAAUGUCUGUACUAAAACGGGUAUGCUCUGCAGAAAUUUGAUUCUCAAUCAUUACUUAGAAAGGGGACUUUCAUAUAGUCACUGCAGAACAAUAGCAGAAAACAAGUAAUUUUUAAAAUUUUAAAUACGAAGGAAGAGAAGUUCUGUAACGUGCGAUGGAGCAGCUGACUUAGCAGCUGUCUGUGAUGUAAUAUAUGUAUUUAGUGAGGGAUGUUUGAGUACAGCAUGAAUGUCAAUGUUGGUACAGUAUAUAGAUUUGUACAUAAGUUUUGCUUUGAUAGGUAAAACAAUCUGAAUUAAAAUGAAUUAAAAGUGCUCUUAAACACUUCUAAUCUAAGUAAUCUUUACUGUGGUUUGCGUUUAUACAGUUAUGUUGCUAGCUUUGUGUUACACCACUCCAUAACUUUGCAGUUGAAAAUGUGGAAAGGAACAUGAGAGUGGCUGGUUAUAACACUAUUUUUACUCAAAACAUUUAUAUGUUGCUUAUAAUGAAAGUGGUUUCACAGGAGGCUUUUAAUAUAUAGUUGCUGUGCCUUAUUCAUGCAUUUUAUGGGGGCCCAGACAAUGUCACAAGCCAAUGGUAAUCCUCCCAUAUUUUCUUACUGCUUUAUCCAUCUUUUUUUCUUAUAGCAGAAAUCCCUACACCUGCAGGUCUCAAGGCUUUUCACAGAAUAAAAUCAGAAUAUACACCACAAAAUAUAUAAUGAAAAGAAAAGCCACAACCACACAAUAACACCCCCCCAAAAACCCCUCACAUUUUAAAAGGGCAUAGGAGGUCAAUCAAAUCAACCAAAGGCCUGGUUAAAAAGGAAUGCUUUAACAGGUUUUAACACAACUAUCAAGUGGAGUGGGUCACACCAGCAAGUUUUCUAGCCAGGUUGUGAAACUGAACCGAUCACCUUGUCUGAUUAGACCUGGUUGUAGACAUGUGUGUGGUUUGAGGUUUUCCCCCUAGCUUUUGAAGCAGCACAACUCCAAAAUCAAAAGUAAGCUCAAAGGAAAGUGAGUUUCAGAUCUUCAGGAUUGUAGAAGAAUCUUGAAAAUGUAGUGUAUCGUGGUAACCAGUAGUGAGGCUUCAUUUUUCUGUGAAAUAUUGACCUGCUAGUAAUAAGGUUUGCUGUAUUUUGUUUGAGGUGCACCAAGUGUCACCCAGAAAUUCUGAAGCCAACCUUCAAGUUGCCUAAUUUCUGCAUCCUAAUUUACAAUGUUACUGUCCUAUCAUGGAAUACGUGCUGGUCUGCCCACAAUCCUUGUAUCUUCAGCUCUUUCUUGGUGCAUGUUCAUUGGAACCUAACUUAACAUGGGCAUAAAAAUGCUCAAAUGCUUGUUUGCAAACAGUUCCUUGCAAAACAAGGUCAGAUAAAAUGGUGCUCUGUUGGCAGGAGUGGCUUAAAUAGACAAGGGUCAAAUGUAAGUUCUCCAAAUUCAAAUCUUCUUCCCACUUCUUGACUACGGAAAACGUUGGGGGGUUACAUCAGGUAAUUUAUUGUCUUUUUGCAAGGAGGUAUAAUGUUGAAUCCAAAAAAUGAUUGUAGUCCUUACAAGGCUGAAUUGGAAAGUCACUUAUGUACAGCUAAGAUCACAAAGGCUUCUACUGGAUUAACUGGUGAUGAACAUAGGAAGUAUGAGUAGCGAACAGGUUUAAGGGUCAUGUAGGGAGAAGAGAUGGGCAAGGAGAAAUCCUCGUGCUGAUAGAACAAUUUGCUUAGUGCUACGUUGAAUGCUGCCCCAUUGUCCACCAUCCAAAAUUGGGAGUGGAUAUAGAAUCAGUUGGGUGCAGAUAAGCAAUUGCUGGAUGAAGGUUACACAGCUGCAUAAAUACACAAGUUGCUGGGCCCCAAAGAGCUAAGGCACAGGUUAAUACUUUCAUUGCAAGCUUGUAGUGUGACAAGAUGGCAAAAAUAGGACCUGGAGGACACUGUGCUGUCUGACACUCAUAUUUUCACUUUGCAUAUGUAAUCACCCAGAAAGGUUUUUAUUAUGCACAGGCAAAACUGACAAAUGCCUUUGGUGCAGUUGCAUAAAAUAAACAAAUAUAUUCUGUGAGAGAUAAUUUUAAGCUGUUUGAAUCUUAAAGAAAAAAAGCAUUGAAAAAUAGCUGUUGCACUGCAACCCUAAGAGGGAGAAUCUGAAAACUCUUUUAACUGCAUGAGCAGGACAAAAACGAAGUCUGAGGAAUACUCUGACCCUCAUUUGUCUGUUUUACAUUGUUUGAGAACAGUGGGGGGGGGGGAACGGGAGAAAUUUUAGACUGGCUCCUAAACUAGUCUAAAUUUCUCCCUGGUUUGGGAGCAUGUCAGAGUCCUGGAAGAGCUUUGGAUCCAAGCCAUUUCCCAGUCUUUCUGUAGCAAGGCCCCCCCCAUCACAUUUAGCCCUACUAAUGCUAUAGAUCUGACAUCAGUUUGGCCAUUGUAUCAUAAUGACGGAGUGGGGAAUUCAACCUCAGAUCUCCCCCUCCGAUGUCAGAGUUCUACCUUUAGGCUGGAGAGGGGGAAAUGGAUUUAGGCUUUGUACACAUUACAGACUUUAACUGCAGGUAGGUCGUUCUUUGUCUCAAUUUUGAUCAAAGCUACUUGGGUGGGAAAUGCAGCAUUUCAUAAGAAAUGACAGGAUAGAUAUGCCUUGAGGCUUAUGUGAUGGAAACCAGUGGUGGAAACGCACUGGAUGCCAUAUCAAUGGGAGUGUGUACACAGCCUUCCCCUAUGUGCCCCUGGGACUGCUUUUCUAGGGCCAUUAAUUUACUGAACAUGAGGGGAAGAAAAGUCUUGCUUGUAACAAAAACACUAUCAAAUUUAAGUUAGUGGUUUUUAUUUGUAGGACAAAUGAGAAGUUUAUACCAAAAUUGUACGGAAUAGUAUGGCACACUUGAUAAAUGCAAUGAGAGUCAGGCCUUUAUAUCUUCUAGCCCAGGAAGGUCUCUAAGCUUCCUAGUUUUACCAUCUGCCUUGUGGGCUAUCAUCAGUGACUAUGUUGCAAGUCCUGCAGGCAUGGUCUAGAUGGAGGUGAAUGUGAAGUGAGAGAACAGGCACUUCAUGUGACUGUUCUGAGUGGGCUGCAAACACACUGUUCUUUCUUUGCUAAUGAAUGUCUCAAGUAAUUGACUUCAAAAAUGAAGUUCCAAAUAUACGUGGGCAGCAAUUUGAUGCACACUUAACUGGAAAAUAAACUCAUUAAAUAGUAGCUAGGUUUGGAAACUCAGUAAACACCAGAUUCUGCCAGAUAUACCCCAGUCUACCUGGUUUGGUCCUGGUCCUAUUGUGGGGGCCCAUGUGACUGAAAUCAGAACUUGACAAUCCUACUUGGGCUAAAGCAGGUCUUUCAAUUUGUGGGUACAGUUCCUGACUCU
Messenger RNA from Zootoca vivipara (common lizard), 6116 nucleotides. RefSeq names its product endoplasmic reticulum oxidoreductase 1 beta (gene ERO1B). Gene Ontology annotation, molecular function: thiol oxidase activity; FAD binding; protein-disulfide reductase activity. NCBI's taxonomy places the organism in Eukaryota, Metazoa, Chordata, Lepidosauria, Squamata, Lacertidae. Gene Ontology annotation, cellular component: endoplasmic reticulum membrane; endoplasmic reticulum. Gene Ontology annotation, biological process: protein folding in endoplasmic reticulum. The record is from RefSeq and is a predicted model, not a curated record.